AUGAGCUUGCACACAGUUAAUCGGGUAUGGUGCAAGAUUAUGAUACAGCGAUACCUGGGGGUCUGGCUGGACAACAAUCUAUCAGUAGAUCAGUUGUCCCUGGAACUCGUGGGUGGGAGUCUGGAGCUGGAGAAUCUAGACAUUAACACAAAGGCUGUCAGUGCCGGAUUAGCACAGGCCAGCGUACCAUUAAAAUUGGUCGAUGGGUAUGUUGGCAGGAUAAAGAUUGAAAUUCCAUGGGUGAAAAUCAUGGUUGACCCGACCAAAAUGUGCAUAGAAGAUCUGCAACUCACAUUUAGAGGAUCAGAAAUUAUCAAAAUGGAAGAUAUUGAAACUUUUGCCUCAAUGAUUGAAAGCGUUCUGAUGAGUCUCAGCACCGAUGACAUGGCCAGAAGUGUCCUCGAUGAGGUGACAAAAGAGAAUAGUCUUUCUUUGGACUUCCUGGGCACCGGAGAGACCGCCGACAGUUUUUCUGGAUUCAUUAACGCCGUCUACUCGAGGUUUUGUCUGACUAUCAAAAAUUUGACACUUCGAUUCGAAAACGAGCCGAAGGACAAAUCGGAGAUGGCGACAGCCGUCGAGAUUCACGUGCAGAUGAUUACGUUCAUGGAUGAGCAGAUGCGCUCUUGUGAGAUGGACAACACUAAUGCCACCGACUUAGUUACCACUCAACCACAUGGUGUGGGGACGUCCACCAAUUUGAAUAAGAACCUCACAUUCCACGGUAAGCAUAUGGGAGGGGUCAGAAUGACAAAUCGGAGUCUCCAUCCACACAGACGUCUUCUCGCAAAUCGACAAGAUGGAAUGGGUGCUGACGAAGACGUUCUUAUCACUAGCAUGCACAUCAGAAGAGAAAAGGCCAAACAGAUGUCACCAACCAAGUCUGCUCAAAACUCUCUACAUCCAGAAAUGUUCAUGUCAGCCAUGAGUGAUAUGGAUGCUUUUCACUCGUGUUACGAUAAGUUGACCCAAGACUGCCCUCCGAGUCAGUUAGAAACGAUAAGAACGGCACCGAUGGAACCAGAGCUGUUUUCAAAUCCCAUAAAAUGUGCCGAGGUUAUUGGCGAUGUAUCGUGCGUAUUUAGGAUAAAGAACGCUGCUGAUAACGUCAACGUGGCAGAUAUAGAGGAAUCCAAGAUUGAAACAGAUAUUUUUGUUAAAGGAAUCAAUGUUUUUGCGACUUCCUCUCAACUUGAUAUUGUAAAAAGAUUCUUUGCUUCGUUCACCGCUCCAAAAGAAAUUGUCAUCACGGAGCAAGGGAAGCCAAUGAACAAAGAAGACUAUGAGAACAUGGCCAAGAAUAUGGAACCAAAUCAGAGUACUGAGAUCCCGAUUCCAACUUUCGGAGGUAAUUGGAAUGCAGGAGAAGAGUUUCGAGAAUUCGAAGAUGUCAAGUCACUGAAGAAGGAAAAAGAAAAGAUUGAGAAGGAGAAGUUCAAAAGUUUGAGAGCCAAUGCGAAUAUCAGAGAAGAAUUCACAGUGAAAACGCACAUUGGAACUUUUCUGAUGUACAUUCCACACUGUGACUUUCUCUCCGCAGAUUACGCCAAAGAACAUGGUGGAAGUGCAACAGCUCUGAGCAUUCUUCAAGCAGAAUCUAGCAAGUUUUUCAACGCACUCAAUGGAUACUCUUUUCUCGCCAAACACGGACUUGCCACGAUUCGGGAAGCUGCGAAUGCCUUCUACCCAAAAGACCAUCUUCGAAUCGUCGGAGGAUCACUGGACGUAACAUCCAGCAGUCAGAGAAUUGGAGGAAUCGCCACUUUCUCUUGUCGUGUCAUCGCUAACCAUUUUGAUAUAUUGGAAUACCUCACACCAGAAAGUGCACCUGGAAGUGACGGACCGAUGAGCAUCAACAUUCUCGACUACUCCAAUCAAGAGAAUGCUGAGAAUGAUCCAAACUUCAAGUUGAUUCUAAGGAAGUCAUCUGAGAAUAAGGCAGAAACCAAACUUGAAGUUCUACUUGGAGCUGUCAAGACAGAGCUGGACCUAUCCAUUAUCGACCGCAUCUCCAAUCUAAUCGUUUGCCGGCCGUUCUUUGACGAGGCAUCAAAGCAGGGUGGACGAAGAGACAAAGUGCCGCAACUGAAGGACGACCUCUACGCAGAUGCAGCAGGAGACGAGAGCGUGAACGCGAAGACCCUCUUCAACCUGAGAUGUCCGAGCUGGCAGGUGGAUCUACGAAUUCCAAAAGCAGAUUUGAGAGACCCCACUGGAUCACGUCUCCCAUUCUCACAACGACAUGUACACAAUGAAUAUCUUGCUUUGGGAAUCAAAGAAAUUGAUGUUUCGAUCCCGAUUGGAAAAGAAGUUCCGUUCAUCGAAAUUCUGUGCUCCGAGCUGUAUGGAGAUUUCUGUGGAGAAGGCCUCUGCAUACCACCAGAACAAAAAAGGAUUCUGUAUGCAUCCAAAAGUGGAUUUGACAAGAUCAACUUGACAAUGAAGUUCGCUGGAAAUCCAGAUAAAGACCGGAAUGGAGAGAGAACCAAUUCUUCGUCAAGUGCUGUGCCGGAUAUUAUGAUGAAAUCCAUCUCAGCUGAUAUUAUGAUGUCUCAUCCUAAAAAAGAAGGCCCGUUUUCCAAAACACCAAGAGCUUAUUGCUCUCAUGAUGGCGGGGAAAAGGAAGAAAUUAUCCAGGCUGGCUCUCGCAAAGAAAUUCUUGCCUUCCAACAAGAGUGUGAAAAGUUUGCCUCCACGUUCCUUCUCUUCACAAUUCCAACUCUCAAACUUCAUAUUCCCGAAAAAGGGCAUUUGGAGGUGCUUUACAACAGAUUCGUAAACGACUUGGCACUCUUCCAACCUGCGGCACCAGCUUUCCGACCCAAAACCGUGGAAGAAGCUACUGGCCAACCAACAGAGUCAUUCCAAGAAUGCGUAUCGCCAAAGACUUACGCAGAGAGCGAACAUUCUGACUUGGAAGAUGACGUGAUGACGGUGAAAGAUGAGACGGAAGGGUUUGAAUUCAAUAGAGAUGUUCGACACACUUUCGUGUUGACAAUGAACGCCAACAGAUGUGCAAUUCUGUGCAAUACUGCUGUGAAAGAUGAAGAAAAAGCUCCGGAAGCCUCGCAAGUUGCUCUCGAUCUCGACAAAGUACACUUCGGAACAACUGCCGGUUACCAUGGAGACAUCAACCACACGUAUUUCCACUUCACAUCUUCAAAAGCAGCAGUUGGAAGUGUUUGCACAACGAGGGGACAGCGAAUUCCAAAUGUCAUCACUGCUAAGGACUUUGGAAAAUGGUCGAAAGAUUUCAAUCAGCUUGAACAUGUUCCACCAACCGAUGAGUUGAGUUCGGGAUCCACUGAAGACGCAUUCGCCGUGGCCCUUCAUAUGAGCUUCAAACCAGACAUCAAUGUUAAGGAUGUGCUUCUAGGAAUUGCAAUUCGCAACUCGCUACUUCAAGCUAGACCCAUCAAGAACUGGGGAGCAUUCUGGAUUACCCAAUUGGCAGAUCUCUUCACUCUUCAAGACUACGCAAUCCCUGGAUAUGUUCUCCCGACUAUCACAACUGAUCUUCAUAUUUGUUUGGAAAAUGAUAUUAUUGGAUACGAUCACUCAUGGAUAAUUCCGAGCAGCAAACUGAAACUUCGUGCUGCUCUUGGACAUUGCAACCUGGCCAGUUGUAUUGUGUCGGAUAUGAGCAUUUCCAAGACACUUUGCAUUUUUGAACACUGCCGCUUGUACAUGAGCCAUGAUUCGGUCAAGGAUGCUGUUCGAUUUGAAGGUUAUUGUGCACCAAGAGCUCCAACGAAAAAGUUCAUGCCAUUCCUUGAAUUCGGAUCACUUCAGUUGGAUAUUCUCUUUGCUGUCGGAAACGAAACCGGUCCAAAAACCACACCAGCGUUUGAAAUCCGAUGUCAAAACGACAUCAUAAACGCUUGGGCAUGCGCCGAUUCUCUCGCAACCUUCAUUCAAACAAUCAUGGAAUAUACCAGUCACGAACAGGUUCCGACGGAAACACCGGAAGACGGAAGUUUGAGAGAAUCAUUGAACUCAAUGAAGAAUGACGACAUUACCAAGAGUGUAGCCACUGAAUCGGUUUGGAGUGAUGCGUCGACCGGCAGUAAGCAUGUUCAAAAAAUGGCGGUGGGGAUGGACUUGCCAAACAAUGUGAGUAAGCGAAUGCAAGCAAUGAUUCUGGAAGCUGCGGUAGAAAACGAAGAAGGUGCAGGUAUAGCUAUUGGAGAAGACGCAGUCAAGGAGUUUGCAAUGAAUGAAAAGAAACCAACAACAAGUUCUAAGAGUAAAAAGAAGAAGACUGAAAACUUUGAGCAAAUGGUUCCAAUGGAUUUCGCAAUCACAGAUGAAGAGUUUUGCAUGGUGGAUGACAACGUCUUUGGAUCUGGAAUCACUACUCUACCAGGAGAAUCUCGUGUGAGACCAAUGCCAGGUCCCGACUCAUCUGAUGAGCCACCAAUCAAAGUUGACUUCUUCCAAUGCAUCGAAGAAUCCGGAAACGAUGGUCUCUAUCAAACAAUGUCAGCUGAUGACUUGACUCCUGCUCUUCGCUACUUCUUGAAGGAUGUUACUCUACGCCUCAGUUUGUAUGCUGGAAACGAUUUGUCGACUGCUCCAUCCCCACUUCGAACCUACUGCACCGAAGAAUACCGCAAUGGAUAUGGACCGGAGCAGAAAAUUGAGCCAAAUUCUGCUGGAGGACCAAAUCGUGAUCACUCUGCAUUUGUCGUUUUGGAGUUAAGCAAGAUUACCUAUUUAAAGCAAGUGUUUGAGAAGACUGCCCCACAACUCUCCACAACUCUCUUCCAAAUUGGUGAUGUGGUCAUUAAGGACUGUGUCAGAGCAAGCACAAUUCAAGAAAUGCUCUAUCAAUAUUCAGCCACCAGCCAACCUAGAAGAAGCAGUGCUCCGAUCUUCAGUGUCCGAAUGACUGAAAGUCAAGCAAAGGAAGGAAAAAUGAGAGUGUCAAUGCUUCCAAUCAAGAUCAAUGUCGAUCAGGACACAUUGGAAUUUCUCAGCGACUUCUUUGAAGAAACAUCUAGACAUCUUGAUCUACCAAAAGGAAAAACCAACAUUCCACUUGUUCAACGACCAGUCAUUGAGGUUCCAGCAGAAUCAAACUCCAGAAGAACUUCGCCAAAGACGUCAGUUUCUUCAUCGGAAGGAGAUGUGACCAGAAUGUAUCCAAGUCUUCCGGAACCAUCACUCACAUCAGAACCUCUUCGACCAUCACCAGUUCACCCAGCUACUCCGUUAGGCGAUCUCUCCUACCUUGAAAAAAUCUCAUCCAAUCAUCAGUCACCCGUUAAAAGGCCUAUUAUUGAUGCUCCAUUAACCACUUCAGCUAUGUCUAUCGGCAAAAUGUUUGAUACUCCAAGAGUCUACGACGAUGAAGAGGAGGAAGAUGAAGUAGAUCCAAUUCAAAUAGAGAGAACGGGAGAAUACAAACUAUUUAAUGAAGAACUUCGUCAAUUAAAUGAAAUAGAGAAGUCGCCAGCGGAUACGUUGUUCUGUGCAGAUUACUCUUCAUCUGAAUCUAGCGAAGAUGACAAUAAUGACGACAACAACAUUCCAAAGUUCUCAAACAAACUACACGAAUUCGUCGACCCGUCACACCCAGCUGAUCUCUCCGAUCUCGCCGGCGACUGGGCGGAAGAAGAUACACCAACCUUCACUGCGCAUCUAUCAGAUCAGUAUCACAAUGCUCCUAUAAUGCCAUGCAGAGCUACUGAGAAAUACUGUCAGCGACCGGAGGAAUUAGAACAUUUAGACUUGUAUGAAGAUUCAGAGUCUGGAAAAGGAUCAUCCAUCUCCACAGGAGCUGCCAGUUCAAUCAAGCCACGAAACAAGAAAGAGCUAUCACCACUUAAGAUGCCACCUCAACCAAUCUCCCAUGAAGAUAUUUUGAUGCGAUCCACCAUGAUGGGCUCCAUUCAUCCAACUCAUAGUGUACACAAUUUAGUGGACACUGGGGACGAUAUGGACGAGCAUAGUAACUUCCUGGAUAGCCUCGACGAUGAUGAUGAUCAAGAAAAGCAGAAAGUUGAGCAGGAGUUGGAAGAGGAUCAGAAGAAAGAAGAGGAAGAAAGAAGCAAAGAAAUCGAAGCUGCCGUUGAACGUGGAGAAACCUUCUUCAAGCAAUUCGUCUUCUCACCAGAAGUGAACAUUUAUGUUGACUAUCAAGGAAAACGAAAGAUCGCUAUGGAGAAGCAAGGCGCUCUGGUCGGCCUUCUAAUGGCUUUCGGACAGCUCAACCAAAUGCCAAUCACUCUUCGAAAGAUCGACACCAGAACAGGACUUCUUGGAAGCGGACGAUGCAUGCAGCACGCCGUCAGUGAAUGGUCUGGAGAUAUGCUCACAAACAUGCCCAGUGUGAUUGCGAGCUACGGACCAAUCAGUCCAUUAGUGCAAAUCGGAAGAGGAGUCGUCGACCUCUUCUGGAUGCCAGUUUCCGAGUUUCGCAAGAACGAUGGAAAUGUCAUAAAGGGAGUCCAACGGGGCGUUGGCUCCUUCAGUGUAUCCUCAGCUGCUGGAAUAGUCGGCAUGGCACAAACUGUAACUGGUUUUGUUCAGAGUCUCGCAGAAAUUACAAUGAACGAAAUCAAGCCCGAUGACCCGUCGAACAGAAGAUCAAGACGCUACAACAGAAACCACGGAACAAAUCCUACUGAUGUUCGUCACAGUUUGCAACUGGCUUAUGGUAUUCUGUAUGAUGGCUACCAACAAACCCGCGACGAUCUGGAACUAGCUGCCCAGGAAGACCGAGCAUCUGGCAACUCGGUUGUCCGAAGCGCAUUCCGCUACGCGGUACCAACGUUCCUGGGACCAAUCGUCAUGGCGACUCAAGUCACCUAUCAACUUCUAGGUGGUCUUCGAAACCAACUCCGGCCCGACACCUACCAGGAUGAACGGCGGAAAUGGGGAGAGAAGGAUGUCCCCGGAGGAGUCAAUAAUUAA
This is a messenger RNA of Caenorhabditis briggsae, 6918 nucleotides long. RefSeq names its product Protein CBR-ATG-2 (gene Cbr-atg-2). The transcript has 14 exons. Lineage: Eukaryota; Metazoa; Nematoda; Chromadorea; Rhabditida; Rhabditidae. Gene Ontology annotation, cellular component: extrinsic component of membrane; phagophore assembly site. Gene Ontology annotation, molecular function: phosphatidylinositol-3-phosphate binding. The record is from RefSeq and is a predicted model, not a curated record. Gene Ontology annotation, biological process: reticulophagy; autophagy of mitochondrion; autophagosome assembly. The coding region runs from base 1 to 6918 and encodes 2305 amino acids.